UGAUGGUUACCAACGACUUCCACUUGCCAGUUGAUCAAUUCAUAUUACUCCUGCACAACACCCUAGCUAGCAGCCGCAUACACACGCACCCACAAUCAUCGAUCUCUCCCCCUUCUCAUUACCAACAGCAGGAAUGGCAAGCUCCUCGGCGGCGCCCAAGUUCACGGUGCGCAGGCGACCGGAGGUGCUGGUGGCGCCGGCAGCCCCUACGCCUCGUGAGCUGAAGCGGCUCUCGGAUUUUGAUGACCAGGUCGGUCUGAGGUUCCAAAUCCCCAUCAUCCAUUUCUACCGGAGGAACGAGUACAUGGGCAGCAAGGACCCCGUGCAGGUUAUACGGGAAGCUCUCGCCAAAGCCCUUGUGCCCUACUACCCAUUCGCUGGACGGCUCCGAGAGCAUGAUGGAUGCAAGCUCGCCGUUGACUGCACCGGUGAGGGUGUUUUGUUCAUCGAGGCCGACGCUGAUGUUGGCCUUGAGCACUUUGGUGAUCCCAUAUUGCCUCCCUUCCCAUGCUUGGAGGAGCUCAUCUUUGACGUCCCCGGUUCUUCCGCCAUCAUCAACGCGCCCCUCAUGCUCUUCCAGGUGACGCGACUCACGUGUGGAGGAUUCAUCCUUGCGCUCCGACUGAACCACACCAUGGCCGAUGCACAGGGGCUGACGCAGUUCUUGGGCGCCGUGGCAGAGCUUGCACGGGGUGCUCAGGCACCGUCCGUGCUGCCGGUGUGGAAACGGGAGUUGCUGGAGGGGCGCAAUCAUCAACAUCCGGAGCUGGUACACAACAAGUCGGAUGAGCUGGUACACAACAAGUCGGAUGAGGUGCCGGGCAGUGACACUGACACCAAGGCCAGCAGUAACAUGCUUCCACUAGAUAACUGCCAGCUCCGUUCCUUCUCCUUCGGGCCCCGAGAGAUCGCUGCUAUUCGAGCCCAGCUCCCGCCGCACCUUCAGAAACGUGCCACAAAGUUCGACACCAUUGCAGGCUGGUUGUGGAAGUUUCGCACGGUGGCGCUGGCCCCGCAUCCUGACGAGGUGAUGGAGCUGACGGUGCUCGUUGACGCCCGCGGCCGCAGCACCGCUGCGGCCGGCAUCCCCACCGGCUACUACGGAAAUGCGUUCGCACUCCCGGCCGCCAUAUCGACAGCCGGGGAGCUCUGCAGGAACCCCUUGAGCUAUGCCGUGGAGCUGGUGAAGAAGGCGAAAAACCAGGUGGACAUGGAGUUCAUGCGGUCAGCGGCCGACCUCUUCGUGUUGCGCAGAGGGCAAAGUGCUCCCAUCACCGCAGGCAUGUAUUAUCUGACGGACGAAACCAAGGCCAGGUUUGACGACCUCGACUUCGGAUGGGGCAAGCCGGUGUAUGGGGGUCCGGCAGAAGCUGUUGGCGUCCCGUCCCUUCCCUGGCUGGCAAGCUUCCUCCUAGCCUCCAAGAACGCCAAUGGGGAGGACGGCAUCGUCAUUCCGAUCUGCCUGCCUGGCCCUGCGAUGGAUAGGUUGGUGGAAGAGAUGACCAAGCUCGUGCGCCUGUCAGCCGAUGUGACACUACUGCACCAGCCUAACGUAUUCCCUGUCAAGAGGUCAGCGCUAUGAAUAAUUCACCAUAUGCUGACUAUGACCAAAAUGAAUAAAUUAAAUGAUACUUCAUCUAGUAGCAUGAGAGUAGUCCAGUGUGGUACGCUAUCGUACGUUUGUCUCAAGGGGUUAUGUUUAUCCUAUAUAUACUAAAUGUUAUCAGUAAAAUAAUGCAGUACUCAUCAGUUAA
This is a messenger RNA of Panicum virgatum (switchgrass), 1754 nucleotides long. RefSeq names its product benzyl alcohol O-benzoyltransferase-like. The transcript has 2 exons. Lineage: Eukaryota; Viridiplantae; Streptophyta; Magnoliopsida; Poales; Poaceae. The record is from RefSeq and is a predicted model, not a curated record. The coding region runs from base 134 to 1582 and encodes 482 amino acids.